AUGUCGUCCAUUAUACUCAAAUACAUUACCAACCGAAUCCUCAAGGACAACCAGUGGAACCGGCUUGGUGUGGAAGACCCAUACCAUGAGCUUGUGCCUAUAAAUGUAGUCAAUGGAGUCACCAAGUAUAAGAAGGUGAAUAGAAGGCUCCCCGAUGGAAUCAGUUCCAAUGAUCUCAAUGUGCUAGAGAAAUUCAAGAAACGAGCUCAUAGAUACGAUAUGAUGUUCUCCUUUUUUGGUGUCACUUUUGGCUGGUCCAAUAUUGUUGGCAUCAUUCCCAUUUUCGGAACAAUUGUCACGACAUACUGGUCGCUUGGGUUGUUGCAAUUGGCCAGGAAGUUGGAUGAUGGGUUUCCACUUGAUAUCCAAAUCUUGUUUCUCGUAAACAUCUUGAUAGACUUCGUUUUUGGUUUAAUUCCAAUUGUGGGAGACAUCAUUGAAAUCGGCUACAAGCUGAAUCUGAGGAAUUAUCUCUUGCUUGAAAAACACUUGGACAGAGUAGGGCAGAAAAACCUUGGUAUUAUCACAAAGGAGGAAGUUAAGCCUGGCUUCAUCAACGAUAAGAUUCAGCCGUAUAUAGACAAUACCUUGAAGCCCAAUGCAAAGAAAGCAGGAGAUCAGUUCAAGGCAUAUUUGCAGAAGACCAAUGGUCAUAGUAAAGAGUCUUCAGAAGGUUCCCUGUUCCAACCUUCCUUAAAUAGCUCACCUAGCACCCACACCAGUUCUACAACUGUAGUUACGUCUGCCACAGAUUCA
Scheffersomyces stipitis CBS 6054 is the source of this 756-nucleotide messenger RNA. Its product is annotated as DUF4112 domain-containing protein. The transcript has a single exon. NCBI's taxonomy places the organism in Eukaryota, Fungi, Ascomycota, Pichiomycetes, Serinales, Debaryomycetaceae. The annotation marks the transcript as partial. The record is from RefSeq and is a predicted model, not a curated record.